CCACCGCCAGGAGAAGUCGUGCCGCCCGGCCCCGCCUACCGUCGCCUCGCCAAACGCGCUCUCGCGCCGGGCGCCUUUUGUCCCGGCCGCCUUGCCGUAGCGGGGCGGGGCUGAUUGGCCGCGAGCAGCGGGAAGGGGCGCAGGCGGCGGGCGGCAGCCUACCGGGGCAGAUCAAGAUGAGUCUACGGAAGCAAACCCCUAGUGACUUCCUAAAGCAAAUCAUUGGACGGCCAGUUGUUGUAAAAUUAAAUUCUGGAGUUGAUUAUCGAGGUGUCCUGGCUUGCCUGGAUGGGUAUAUGAAUAUAGCUCUAGAACAGACAGAAGAAUAUGUAAAUGGACAAUUGAAGAACAAGUAUGGGGACGCAUUUAUUCGAGGAAAUAAUGUACUCUACAUAAGCACACAGAAGAGGAGGAUGUGAAGAUGCCAGGAGGAGGCUUUUGUACUUCUGAACCUCUCUGAAUUGAUGAGCCCUAUUUGAUUUGUAGCUAAUAAUUGACAGGUGAAAUAAACAGGUGUUUAAAUUUUUUUUUAAUAAAUAUAAACCAGUGUAAACUUC
Dromaius novaehollandiae (emu) is the source of this 557-nucleotide messenger RNA. It is a transcript of the gene LSM6, whose product is annotated as LSM6 homolog, U6 small nuclear RNA and mRNA degradation associated. Gene Ontology annotation, molecular function: RNA binding. The coding region runs from base 177 to 419 and encodes 80 amino acids. The record is from RefSeq and is a predicted model, not a curated record. Gene Ontology annotation, biological process: maturation of SSU-rRNA; mRNA splicing, via spliceosome. Gene Ontology annotation, cellular component: U4/U6 x U5 tri-snRNP complex; sno(s)RNA-containing ribonucleoprotein complex; U6 snRNP. NCBI's taxonomy places the organism in Eukaryota, Metazoa, Chordata, Aves, Casuariiformes, Dromaiidae. The transcript has 4 exons.